UUUGAGAAUUUGUAGUCUAUUUGACGAGUGUUGGAGUGUGAAAGCUGUGGCUUGGUAGCGAGUGUUGAGUUUCAAAGUGGUGUUCAAAAUUUAAGAGUUUUUUUUUUUUAAUAUUCUUAUCUUUUCCUUAAAGAAAAGUUAAAUCAACGGAGAAAUGGUAUUAGCGGAAAGAAAUUCAGAAAGUCUACGAAAUGGACGAAGAUCAAGAGGUCCUAGUCCUAAUGGGCAAACUGAUUCUUCCAGCGAUGAAGACGGAGUUCCUGCGGAAAAAAUUCGCGUUGGUCGAGAUUAUCAAGUUAUAGUUCCGGAAUUUAUUCCACUCAAUGAGAGACGAUUAGAUCAAUGUCCUGAUAGAGCCUUACUUGUUUGGUCACCGACUGCCGAAAUACCCGAUCAUAAAUUGGAUGAAUAUAUAAUAUUAGCAAAAGAAAAAUAUGGUUAUAAUGGAGAGCAAGCUUUAGGUAUGCUAUUCUGGCAUAAACAUAAUUUAGAACGUGCAGUGUUGGACUUAGCAAAUUUUACUCCAUUUCCUGAUGAAUGGACAGUUGAGGAUAAAGUUUUAUUUGAACAGGCUUUUCAAUUUCAUGGUAAAAGUUUUCAUCGCAUUCGACAAAUGCUUCCUGACAAAUCAAUUGCAAGUUUAGUAAAGUAUUACUACAGUUGGAAGAAAACACGAACUAGGACAUCGUUGAUGGAUAGACAAGCACGAAAACUAACAAAUAGUGGUAAAGAAGGAGAAAAUGGUAGUGAAAAUGGCAGUGAACUUGGUUCCAACACGGAUAGUGAGUCUGAAGAAAAAGGGUCGUGUAGCAACUGCGGCGUUGCUUGUCAUAGCGUUCGUUCUACACCCAAGGGACACGCGUGUCAUAGCUGCUAUCUGCACUGGAGGCGCACCGGUGUCGCAAGGCCAUUGAGUUCUAUGCCAGGUCGUACAAACAAAAGAAAACCUCCACGUGGACUGGUAGUUAAUCAUGACGAUUUGGCAGCAUUAGCAGGUCAACCGAAUCAAACCAACAACAGUCUGCAAGCAAUUGAAACAGAAAUCGUUAGUCUCAAACGACAAAUUCAGUCAAAUAAACAGCAAGUCAGUGCAUUGAAACGUAAAACAACAGACGGAAUUGAUGAUUUACGACCACCAGAAGUUACAAAUCGCAUAAAUGCACGAUGGACAAAUGAUGAAUUAUUAUUGGCCGUUCAAGGUGUUAGGAAAUAUGGCAAAGAUUUUGCAGCAAUUGCAGAUGUAAUUGGAACGAAAAAUGAAUCACAUUUAAGAUCCUUUUUUGUAAACUAUAAGAGAAGGUAUAAUCUUGAUACAGUGCUUAAAGAAUAUGAGGCAGAAAAUGGUCCAAUUUUAAUCGAUGACGAAAAAGAGGAGAAGAUGGAAGUCGAUCAAUUUUCAAAUAAUGAAACAGCAGAAACAUCCCAAAAAGCAAAAUCUUCUAGUGGAGUAAAUCCAUCAACAAAAUAACAAAUAAAUUAUAUUUCGAAUUCUUUUAAAUAUGAGAAAUCGAUUUAAAUUUAAGUAUAUAAAAUAAUUAUUUUAUCUGAGAGCUUCUGCUGUGCAUGUAAGUCUACUUUUGAAUUUUUAUGUAGCACCACGUGGAAAGCUAUUUAUGAAAGAUUACCUUUCACAUAAAUGUAGCUAUUAUUGUCAUCUUUAUUGUUUUUUUUUUUCUUUAAAUUUGGAAACAUCAUAUAAUUGACUACAAUUACAACUCUUAUAUUAUGAUUGAAGAAAUGUUACAAGAAUUUUUAAUCUUAAUAAAAGAAGAAAAAAUAUUACAAUUAUGAUAGAGAAUUUAUAUUCAAAUUGAUGCAAUAUAAUUUUCUAAUAUUUCUGAAUAUCACAUUUAAGAUCCAUUUUUUUAAAAAAGCAAUUUGAAUAUAUUCUUUUAUUUAUGUUAUAAUAAUCUUUAUAUUUAACUUGUUUAAAUACCUGUUUCUAUUUCAAGAUAGUUAAAAUUUUUAUCUUCUGUAAAAUUAUUAUGAAACAUUAAAAUUUGAGAUUGCAAGAGAUAAUUUAAAGUAUUUUUUUAAGAGGCCACUCCAUUUUGUACAAAAAUCUAGAAUUUCAUUUUCUUGGAUUUUUUUCUAUUAGCAUUGACUUAUUUAAUAUUAUUUCUUAUUUUUGUGAUAUUAUCAAAAAUUAUUGUAAUAUUACAAUUAUAUUAUUAUUAAUAUAGUAAUUAACUAUAAAAAAAGAAUAAUAAAUUUUAUAAAAUUUGACGAAUAUAAAAAAAUUAUUUUUCAAAAUUCAUAAUGACGAAUUAUAUUGGUGUGUCCUCUUAAAAUGUAUAUUCUACAAGAUUUUAAGAAUUAUGAACGAGAUUGUCAUAAAACAUACUCAAAAAUUACUUCUAACGCAGUGAUGUUUAACAAAGAGAAAAAAAAAUGUAAUCGACUAGUAUAAUUUUUUGGCAUAACCUUUAAAAAACAAAAAAAAAAAAAAACCAAAAGUUUAGAAAUUUAAUGGAGAUAAAAUAUUAUAUAUUAGUGGUUCAACAUGAUUGUUUUUUAAUGUGUGAGAAUCAUCAAUCGUAAAAAAAAAAUGAUAAUGUAUCAUUUAGCCUCAAAUUAUUUUUCAGAUCCCUUUAUUUUUUUUUGCAAUAUAUAGAAGAAAUUUUAUUAUGUAAGUUAGAGGAUGCAAAAAUUUUUGUUAAUUUCACAUUCUAUAUAAAUAUAUAUUUAUGUGUAGAUUUUGGCAAAAAUAAAAAUAAAAGGGGGAAUUAAAUGUGAAAAAUCUGAAAAUUUUGAGGAGAAAUGAACAAAUAUCGAAAGUAAACCUUGUGAAUAUAAGUAGAAUUACUUUUUAAGUCGUGUAAUAAAAUUACAAAAAGUA
Leptopilina boulardi is the source of this 2839-nucleotide messenger RNA. It is a transcript of the gene CoRest, whose product is annotated as REST corepressor 3. The coding region runs from base 155 to 1468 and encodes 437 amino acids. The record is from RefSeq and is a predicted model, not a curated record. Gene Ontology annotation, cellular component: histone deacetylase complex; transcription regulator complex. Lineage: Eukaryota; Metazoa; Arthropoda; Insecta; Hymenoptera; Figitidae. Gene Ontology annotation, molecular function: transcription corepressor activity. Gene Ontology annotation, biological process: regulation of transcription by RNA polymerase II; negative regulation of DNA-templated transcription. The transcript has 9 exons.